AUGACAUGUGAGGAAUGCGGUUGGGACAUCAUGUCGAUGAAGCCGAGUACGCUUGGCUCUUUCCCACCCAGAGAACGGCCUGGAUAUCAGAUAAAAUAUUUCUAUCGAAAUUUCAACUGGCUGCCAGUCUCGACGUCGAGCCCUGGCAUCAUCCCCUCCACCUCGACUCCAUCCCCAUUCCCGGCUAUAGCCGCUGCAGCCGGGCUCAUCCCCGAUAAUUCCCUCCUCUUCAUCGGUCUCAUUCUCAUUGGAGUACUAUGCGUGGCUGUAAUCGGAGUAUUAGUUCAUGCUCAUUGUUCAUCCUCACCCUCUCCUCAUCCCCAUCCACAUCCAGAACAUUGGACAACAUCAUGCAGUACAGUCUCGUCAACGGUGUCUGCAAUGUCAUCAGCCUCUCUAUUGCAUCAAGUCUCAGCCGAUAUCCGCCAUGAUAUCAAUGAUAUUCUCGUCCCUUCAGAAGCUGUCGUGUUGGAGACCAUUAUUGGCAAAGGGUAUUUCGGGAAUGUGUAUCGAGGGAGGAUGAGGGAUCCGAUUGGUCGAUUUGUGCCCGUCGCUGUAAAGACAUUGAAAGGUGAUCGUUGCCGUGAUAUGGCCCAUAUCGAGAAAUUCCUCCGCGAGGGCAUCAUCAUGAAACAUUUCGCCCAUCCACACGUUCUAUCGUUGAUUGGUAUCUGCAUCUCUCCAACCGGUUCUCCCUGGGUGCUGCUUCCCUUCAUGGAUCUUGGGGAUUUGAAGAGCCAUAUUGCCGAUCCGAAUAGGCAACUCUGCGUCUUGAAGCUGGUCGAUUUUGCGUAUCAAGUGGCCCAGGGGAUGGCCUAUCUCGCAUCACUUCACUAUGUUCAUCGAGAUAUCGCCGCCAGGAAUUGCAUGAUCUCCUCUGAUGGCCUUGUUCGAGUGGCAGAUUUCGGGCUAGCCGUCGAUCUGUUCGAUAAAGAAUCAUUUUUGGAUGAGACAGAGACAGGCCCUGCUCGUCUUCCAUUGAAAUGGUUGGCAUUGGAGAGUCUCCGGGAUCGAACACAUUUCGAUUCACAGACUGAUGUGUGGUCAUUCGGCAUCUUGGUGUGGGAGCUUCUCACUCGAGCUGCUGCUCCCUAUGGUGAUAUCUCGAAUUCUGAGGUGAAAGCAUUCCUGGAAGCCGGCAAUCGUCUUCCACAGCCAUCCCAUUGCCCUGAUAGCGUAUAUGACGUGAUGUUGAGUUGUUGGCGUACUCGUCCGGAUGAUCGGCCAACAUUUGCCCAUCUUGUUCGAACACUCGCCCAUCUUAUGCAGGAGCACCAGGGUGAAGUGGUACCACGAGGAAUGAUGGGGAGUCGACAAUUGGGAGCAGGAGAUUCUUUCCUCAGACCCGUCCACCCCGCUCGACUAUUCACCAAUUAUUUCCCGAAUCAGGCUGUUCGA
Messenger RNA from Mesorhabditis spiculigera, 1398 nucleotides. NCBI's taxonomy places the organism in Eukaryota, Metazoa, Nematoda, Chromadorea, Rhabditida, Rhabditidae. The record is from the annotation of a GenBank genome assembly.